Messenger RNA from Linum trigynum, 5565 nucleotides. The record is from the annotation of a GenBank genome assembly. Lineage: Eukaryota; Viridiplantae; Streptophyta; Magnoliopsida; Malpighiales; Linaceae.
UAUCAGACAAUCAAACCUCAACCACCAACAUGACCACUUAAUCAUACAUAACCCAUUUUCUCACUAUUUGACAACCCAAUCGUAGCCCAUUUCAUUACAUGUAGUAUGUUUAUAGACUGCUUAGUCGUCCUCUGUUUCAGUUUGUUGCUCUAGUUUGUUUAUAUGUAACUUGUUGUUAUUAUAAUUGAGUUUUUUUUCCAUUGUUUUGCACGAGUAUUGGCACCAUCGUUUGCUUUUAUAUAUUUGAAAAUACCUUGCAGAGCUGCUGGUAGUAAAGAAGUAUUUAAUUUUAUAAUUUUAUUAAUAAGUUUUAACGAAAAAAUUUGAUAUUUGGUAUAAAUCGAUACUGAACAAAAUAUUAGCGAUUGGGAUUGAAAUAUUUUAUUUUUGAGAUUGAAAUUUCCUAACAAUUUAGGACAUUAUUUUGUAUUCUUAAUUACGAUAUUUGAGAUUCCGAUAUAAUACCAAUUCCUACACGAAAGAGAGGACACUCGGGACACAUGACCGGCAACUGUGCUCCCUUGCAUGCACAGAGAGAAAACUCGAUCAAAUUCCAAUUCCUUUCUUCUGCAAAUUUGCCUCGGUCGAAUUAAGAAAGAACCACCACCUCUCUUCUGCAAAUUCUGUAUUCCUUUUCCUCUUCUUUCUCCUUCGCCUUAUCUUAAUUUGCAUUCCUCGCCAUGGAUGAAUAUCGAAUAGGCAGACGAGACCAGUUCAGUAUAACCCAAAAGAAAUUGUAACGGAGCCAACUAAAGGACCAUGUAUAUGGAAACGGUUGAGUAAAGCUCGAGGAGGAGCUUAGUUUAUCGAUUACAGCUUCUUAUUACUGUUAUCUCUAACACACCUACACCUUGAAUUUUGAGGCUGCCCGACUUGAUCUAUUUUAUGAUAAAUAACAAUAGAGAAAAGAAAGCAACUUGCAGAAUCAAAAUAGCAUUAUUUCACCAAAAUAGUAUAUCUAACAAUCACCAUAAUCGACAUGGAAGGGGAACCCAACAAAAGCAAAGAAACAGAGCCACCAAAUUAGGAAUCAAAAGAAAGACUAAUGAUUGAUGGAUCAGUGUCAAAAACAGAGGGAGAUGGAGAGAGAUUCAAAAGGGUGCAUCAUAUAGUAAUAUAACAAAAUAGCAAUCCCCCGCAUGAAUAGCAAGGAACGAAAAACAAGUCAAUUCAUCCCUUACCCUCUCUUUCUAUUCCUUUUUCUGGAUUGCUUCCCCUGUUCUUCAUUUCCCCUGCCUCUCCCUUCUUAUUAAAUUUAGAGGGAGAAGGCUUCCCCUCAGAAUCUCUUCUUUGUGGGGUACUACUCGUUCAUCUCCCUCUCUCCCUUUAUGUAUCAGUAGUUUUUUCUCUUCUCCUUCUUCUCUUGCAUAUCGGGUUCGGCCGCUAACAACGCAAGGCUUUGAAGGGGGGAAAUUCAGACCCAAAUCCCCAUUUCCUUUCUGGGUUUCCCGAUUCCAUCCUAUGCUGGAAUUCCCCCCUUCCCUACCCUCCCUCAGGUUUCUUUCUCUUCCCCUGUUCUUUUCUCCCCCUUUCUCAUUUACUCUGUUUUUUGUGUGUGUUUUUUUUAUAGCUCCCUGAUGUAUGGAAUUGUUGGGUUAUCACGAUCGUGAAAGUGAUGUUUGUUCAUUUACAUAUCAGAGUCUGAUUUGCCAUCUCUGGAAACCAACUUCCCAGCCAUUCUUUUAUUUCUUUUAGCUGCUAUUCCAUUUUCGAAUUGCGAUCGGAAAUAGGAAAAAGAGAAAGCUUUCUCUUAUAAUGGAUGUGGGCUCUUAGUACCUUUGUGUUUAUGGUUCUUCAGGUGUGCUUCUUGGGCGUUGGAGUUCAAACCUUACAGCUGCUCUGCUUCCUGUACAUGAAGCCAUUGAAGAUAUAGCUUGAAACUUGUUUUUUUCCUCGGAAUUUCACGCAGUUAAAGGUACGAUCUUUCACUGGGAAUAUAUAAAUGUUUUUUUUUUCUCGAAUUGCAGAUGUCUUGUUUCUGAACGAGAUGAGUCUUUCUCUGUUGUUGUUUGUUUUCAGGUUCCAAUUUGCGUGUUGACUUUUAGCUGCGGGUUUAAACCCUUUCUAGUGACGAAAAACAGAGGAGGAGGAGGAGGAGAAGGAAACAAAAAACAAUAAUGGGGGGCUGUGUUUCUUCAUCAGCUAAUAGAAGAGUGAGGCCAGAAGGAGAGAAGAGGCGGAGGAGAUUCUCGAGGCGUUCGGCCAAGAUCUCGAGCGCCAUCCCCGAUGUGCCUGCUCCGAUCAAGAGGCUCAGCAAUGCAGGAAUCGGCGAUUUCUCUUCGAUGAGUGAGUUCGUCCAACUCAAUUUCGAGAACGGCUCAGCCACAACUUGCAGGAGGUCUGAAGUCUCCAAUAAGAGUUUCCACGUCACCCAGCUCCAAUGGAACCAAUGCCACAUCGAUCAAAAUGGAAUUAGUCAGGAGGAAGUUUGGUUCGAUUCGGUGAGCUUCAUUGAAUCCGAUUCAGAUGACGACUACAUUAGCAUGCAUGAGGGUUUCCCGGGUUUUAGCAAUGCAAUGAGCCACAUGCCAAAUGCUCAGCUUCUCCAAGCAGCUUCAGGACUGAUGGACAACAAGUGCAAGUACGAAGGGUUCUACGAGAGCUACAUGAAGAUCGACGGGGAAGGCGAUGAGUUCGGGGAGAAGAGGAAAUCUACCGUCAUUAGGGUCGCCAUGAAGAGGACAUCUGUCGACGGAGAGGCUGUUGCAAAAGGGUCAUCCACUGAGAAGAAGUGCUACAGACCACGAGCAGGACAUUUGAUUGCGCGAGAAGAGAAGCCGAUCACUGGUACAUGGUCUGAGGUCUCCCCUUCUGUGUUCAAGCUCCGGGGCGAGAACUACUUCAGCAACAAGCAGAAGCAACCUGCUCCGGAGAUAAGCCCAUAUGUACCGAUAGGGGUGGACUUAUUCACGACUCCAAGGAAGGUGAGCCACAUUGCUCAACACCUGGACCUUCCACAGGUUCAGCCUCAUGACCAAGUUCCAUCCCUACUCAUCGUCAACAUUCAGAUUCCGACAUAUCCUGUGGCAAUGUUCCAUGGCGACUGCGAUGGGGAAGGCAUGAGCCUUGUCCUCUACUUCAAACUCAACGAUAACUAUGACACUCAAGUCUCUCCACAUUUCAAGGAGACACUCAAGAAAUUUGUGGAGGAUGAAAUGGAGAAGGUUAAGGGGUUUGCCAAAGAAUCCACAGUUCCAUUCAGGGAAAGGCUGAAGCUCUUGGUAGGACUUGUAAACCCUGAUGAUCUCAACUUGAGCUCCACUGAGAAGAAGCUCAUCCAUGCUUACAAUGAGAAGCCAGUUCUUUCUCGCCCCCAACACCAAUUCUUCAGCGGCCCCAACUACUUGGAAAUUGACCUGGAUAUUCAUCGAUUCAGCUAUAUUUCCAGGAAAGGCUUAGAAUCAUUUAGGGACAGGCUGAAGCUUGGGAUUGCCAAUGUUGGCUUAACCAUCCAGGCACAAAAACCAGAAGAACUCCCAGAGCAAGUACUCUGUUGUUUAAGGUUGAACAAGAUUGAUUUCGUCAACCGCGGCCAGAUUCCCACAUUGAUCACCAAGGAAGAUUGAGCUUGUGAGAAUAUGAACACAACCAGCUAGCUAGCAACUCAGUUGGCUGCCCUAUGAAUAUUUACUACUAGAAACUAUAAAGAGUGAAGGAGAGGAGGUGGUGUGUUUACCUUUUUGCAGAAGCUGCCUGCGAUACAAAGUACAUAAGGGAAAGGAAAGAAAUUUGCAAUUCAAGGGAACAAUCUUUUUUUUAUACUUUUUUUUCUUCUUCUGUCAGAGUGAAUUCAUUUCUUCUCUGAUCUUUUAUCUUAACCACCCCACCAUUGUGUAAUCAUCUUCUGCUCUGCUCCAUUCCAUGUUCUUUGCGCCUUACAAACUACAGUUCCUUUGCAUUGUCCUUACUUUCCUACUUUAAGCUGCUUUAACAUUUGUAAAUCUGAUGAUCAGCUGCUGCUAGAGAAUCGCUGUAAUGGGCGAUCGGCAGUGCUGAACAAAUUUCUGAGAGAGGGAGAGAAUAGAUGACAUUUUUACUGUUUGUACCGAGUAGAGAAAAAACUAUAAAAGAAGUUGUCUAUGUUUUUCAUCAAUCAGUGUUGAUCUACUGUUCGCCUCGCGUACAUGCCCAAUGAACUACAAGUUGCAAGGAGAUGACUUUUUAUUUCUUACAUUCUCAUUCUUGAAUUUGAUUAUAGCUAUCACAAUAGAAGAUAAAAAUGACUUGCCAGGUUUGUAAAUUGGACUCUCAUUGUCCAAUUUCCAUAUCAUCUUCGGUAACAAGCAUGCUUGAACUACAAGAAAACGUCAAACUACCACGAAAAAUGUUAUACAACCUAACUUUAUUUUCCAUAUCAUCUUCUCUCUCUAGAAUAGGAAGAGGAAACCCUGAUCUCUUACUAGAAACCCUCCUUUAUUCUGAAACUAAAACCCUAGAAAAAGCUCCCCUUCUCCUUCAGCUCACUUCCACUUUUAUACCCAGAUCGGGCUCAGAUCACGGUUCCAAUUCACGACCGUGAACUCAAGGCGGGGACCGUGAUCUUGGACCAAAACGCACCGCUUUACUAAGUCACUUCACGGUAUGGAGCUGGAUUUCACGGUCUUACGACCGGGUACUGGCUUGAGUCCAGUAAAAUUGCAAAUGGCUCUGGACCCUGCGUACUUCACAGUCUCGGGGCAAUUGUCACGAGACUUUGGACUUUUCUUCGGUUUUUGCGCUUUUCGACCUCCAAAAGUCCUUAAACUCGUCCUCGACCCUCCCACACGUGCUAGGACCUGAAUAUAGCAAAAAAAUACAACCUAGCGUGAAAUAUGUUGAGGGACAAUGGAAUUCAAAGCUAAACUAUCAAGAAAUGAGGGGUAAAUGUGUGCAUUUAGACCUGGAUCACUCUCCCGCACUUGAACGUUUGCUUGUCCCCAAGCAAACCAUUCUCAUACAAGGUACUAUUUCAACCUCCCAACAAUAACUUGGGGACACAUCAAAGGGCACACAAUGGAUGAAUCUCAAUGGUUAUUUGGCAUCGACACAUUGACAAUCACAAGCAAUACCGGCAUCCACCACAAACGACAUUCGAAUGCAUUAAGAACGUGCAAACGAAAAGACCCCACAUUGUUCACAAAUCAAUACAAGUUUGCACAAGAUGACUCACCAACCACAAUUACUCAUGCAUAGAGUUCAAGUACAAAGAACAAACGAAUGGGCGAAAUAGGUCCUCACCUGGAUAGAUAUGAAUACUCAAAUCAUGAAUGAAAAUCACUCACUCUCGACUAGUGGGGUCAUGACCAUUUGGUGCAAAAGAUGUGUACAACCGUUAACACUCAGCCCUAUCGUCUCUUCACCACAAUGGCAACCUCUAAAUGCUAGAGUUCACAGGUCGGAUGUUAUCACUAGCAAGUUCGGAGGUCUUAGAAACGGUUUCAAAUGACUUGUAAGAGUCUUGGACAUGGGAAAAAGGCCUUUUGGGUGGUGGCAAGCAAAGCAUGACGUUCUACAUCUUCAACCAAAGAUACUAGGUUCUACGGUUUUGACUAGAACCUUCUCCUACAAAAAACGGACAAAAACCAC